UUAAACGCGAAAAUAAUUUGUAACCGUUCAAUUUGGUUGCAGACUGUGAAGAAAGUGGUAGCUAGGAGAUUCACCACGUUGUGAGAUAUGAUGCUCUUUAAAAUAAUUGCAAGGUUUUUUGGCCAAUGUUUGGUUAUAGCGCUCCUGAUUUCUAUUCCCACUCUCUCUACUGAAGUUCAUCAUGUCAUACGAAACUGUGAAGAGCUUCGCAUCUAUGGAUUUAAAAGUGAUAGAACGAGUUUUGUUAUUGAUCCGGAUGGAGAAUAUCAAGGUGUUGACCCUUUCAUGGUGGAAUGUGAAACGACAGGCAGUAGCUUUUCAGGCAGAACAAUUAUAACACCGACAUGCAACCUGGUAGAACAUGUUUCGGGGUACGAAGAGAGAGGUUCUUUUAUCCACGAUAUUACAUACGCAAUGUCCAUUGAUCAGAUCGUAGCACUCAUGACGUCAUCAACGACUUGCCGACAGUACAUGAAGUAUGAAUGCGUGAAUUCCAUACUGUCCGAUGGCUACUGGGUGUCACGUGAUGGCUCUGAGAUGCUUAACUGGGGGUCUCCAACGGGGUAUGUCGGUUGCAUGUGUGGAUAUAGAGGUGAUUGCUAUGCUCAUACUAUAAACAACUGUAAUUGUAAUGAAAACGAUGGUGUCCAAAGACUUGACGAUGGUUAUAUCGAUGAUAUCGCUACCCUACCGGUCAUUAGGCUACAGUUGGGGGACACGGGUUCGCCCAGUGAAUACGGUACCAGCACGAUUGGACCAUUGGAAUGUGCAGGCUUGACAGGUCGAUUUGGAAUAAUGCAAUUCUACGGCAACGUUUGCCUAUCUGGACAAAUUCUUACGACGUAUAGUGCUAUGUCUAUCAUCAAAUGUCUCAGCUUCUGUAAGCAACACAAGUUGUGCCAAUCGUUCAGCGUCCUCGCUAGUAACGAUAGCAACGCAGCGAUGACGUGCACUUUGAAUUACCAAUCAGCGAGAGAGGUUCCUGACAGUCAACUCACGAUAAAUAUGGGUUGCAAACAUUUUGAAUACAUUCACAUUUUGAAAUAAAUGAUUUCAGUAUUUCGUGAAUAGAGGUUGCAAACAUUUUGAAUACUUAAAAAUAAGUCAAAUAAGAAAUUUAAUGAUAUACCAUAAUAAUUGUUAGGCCAAAAUUUGUAUUAUGGCCUACCUAAUCCUUUGCGUAUAGUCAACCAUCACACACCCAAUUUAUUUUGCUUAUUUUAUCAAAUUAAUUAUCUUUAGUGAACGUGCUAAGAAUAUUUCUUAGUUAUUAAUAUUAUGAAAACAAGUGUAAAUUACUAUUAGACUGUUAUUUUGUUGCUAAAUAUUACUGUACUCGCAAAUGUAAAAUUAUAAUGGUAAUAUUUUUAUUGCUAAUAUUACUGUACUCACAAAUGAAAGAAAUUCAAUUAACAAUAGUUUAAUAUGAUAUUAUUUCAUGUGUGUGUAUGUCAAAUCUUAUUGUUGUAUCCGCAUACUGUAGAAUGUGAAAUCAAUUGCCUCCAAUCGGAUUCAGAACUUCCAACGAAAGUUUCAGUGGCCCAGUUAUUUACCGGCAUCUGCAGAUAUAAAAAA
Anneissia japonica is the source of this 1575-nucleotide messenger RNA. Its product is annotated as neurexin-4-like. Bases 88 to 1047 code for a protein of 319 amino acids. The record is from RefSeq and is a predicted model, not a curated record. Lineage: Eukaryota; Metazoa; Echinodermata; Crinoidea; Comatulida; Comatulidae. The transcript has 7 exons.